AUCGGGGUGUUAGUAGGCACUUCCUGUUUAACAUGUUUUCUACAUUAUCAGAGCUUAGUUAAUAGCAAUGUCAGAAUGCAGUUGAGUAAAAUGCUUUCGACAAUAAAGAAGAACUGGUUUUUAUUCGGAAUAAUUAUUGUGAUAUUUUUUGCAAAGAUUGCACCUAAAAUUGGUGCAAAAGGAGGUAUACUAGUUCCAGAAGUAACAGUUAAAUACUUGGCUGUUGCAAUCAUAUUUUUUAACAGUGGAGUAUCCCUGAAAAGUGAGGACUUAGGUAAAGCAUUGUUCCAAGUGAGGGUCCACAUAUUCGUGCAAUUCUUCACCUUCCUGCUAUUCCCCAUGCUGAUAUUUAUCCUGGUCAUGUUUCUUCAGCUGGUUGGAUUUAACAGGAGCUUACUGGAUGGAUUGAAGAUUUUGAGUUGCAUGCCACCACCUGUAUCAUCAGCAGUCAUUCUAACAAAGGCGGUUGGGGGAAAUGAGGCUGCAGCAAUCUUCAACUCUGCUUUUGGAAGUUUUUUGGGUAUUGCUGUGACACCAGCAUUGAUUCUUGCAUUGGUAGGCACAACAGCUGAUGUGCCGAUGGCAUCAAUAUUUACGCAGCUGACAGCCACAGUAGUGGUUCCUCUGUUAAUUGGACAGUUUGUCCGACGUGCGCUGGCUAACAGAGUGAACCUGAAAAAUGUUCUGUGGGGUGAAAUGGGCAGUGCUGUUCUGUUGCUGAUCAUAUACUCAACAUUCUGUGAUACAUUUUCCCAAGAGAGCAUAGAUGUUGAUGGAAGUACUCUCAUAUUUACCUUUUUGUUAAUUGUAGCGAUACAGACCUGCCUGCUGUAUGCCGUCUACGUGAUGAGUUCAGCUUGGAUGUUGCCAUUCUCCCGAAGUGAUUCAGUUGCGCUCAUGUUCUGUUGUACACACAAGUCUCUCACAUUGGGUAUUCCUAUAAUCAAGAUCAUAUUUGCGGACUCCCCCAGCCUGUCUCUCAUCACAAUACCCCUGCUGGUGUACCACCCGACACAGAUCCUGCUGGGAGGAAUGCUGGUUCCCUAUAUCAAGAGCUGGAUGCUGGGAACCUCUAGGUACCAGAGUCAAAGAUUGCUGCUGGGAGUUGUCUGAUGUUAGCCUACUGCGGUGUUUAUGUGGCAACCAGAUGACUUAACCAGUCAAGGCAUGAAAAGUUAGGUUUGCAGGCUGCUGCACCAGGGUCACCACAACGCACUGGAAACAACCAGUCAUCUAUGUCAUAGCUAUACAUUUCCAUGGUCCUUUGUUGCGCAAAAGAUGGCAUCAUUCAAUUACAUUAAAAUCAAGCAUUGUACAAUCAUUUACACCAUGUAAUUUCUCAGUAAGAAAAGAAUAGCCCACAAUGUACAUAAUGCUACCUUCUCAUAUCUGUGACAUAGCAAGGUUAAGGUAACGACCUUUGUCUGCUACUUACUGUGAUGUCUCUUGAUCGGUGUUGCCAAGGAUGCGAAGUUCAUUAACCAGCCAAGUCCCAACAGGCUCUUUGGAGUUAAAAUUCUCAAAAUAAAAUUGCAGAUCACUCACUCAACCAGUUUUCUUCUGAUGUCACCACACUUUCUGAAAAUGUAAAUAAUCAUCAGCAUGUAACAUGUCUCCCUACCUCAAAGGUAAGAUCAUACUUAGGAGUCAAAAAGCAAAUGUUUCCAUAAAACAGCUUGAAAAUUCUUUUCUUUGCCAUAUAUUGAUGGAAUUUAACUAACUACAUGUAAUCUCAAAUGCAAAUUGUCAUAAGAUGAUGUGUGGCUUGUAACACUCGUCGUCCGACCUCAAAGGUCAAGGGCACACUUAGAGAUUCGGACAUUAAACAGAUUGUCUGGAAUGUAACAUUGUUAUUUAUCAUGCAAAUAAAUAUUCAAUCUUACCACAAAUGGAGGCCAUGAAGAGAUGGCAUGCCAUGUGGUACACCUGUCUCUUAACCUCAAAUGUCAGUCACAGUUAGAGGUCCUAUGUCAAAUUUGGCCAUUUAACAGCAUGUUGGGACUAUUACUUUGUUAUUCAAACUGUUACUUUGUUAUUCAAACUGUUACUUUGUUAUUCAAACUGUUACUUUGCUAUUCAUCAUGCAAUUAAAAAAGUAACUUACCAAAAAUGAACACCAUCAGACUGAGUGUCCGGAGUAUAACCGUCUAAUUACCUCAAAGGUAAAUUCACAUUUAGCGUAGAAAGUCAUGUGUCCAUAAACAGCUUGUUUUUGACAUAAGUGGAGAUUUGAGAUGAAACAUCGCGACAGUUGUGUCUUUGUGAAUGUAUUGUAUGUUAAGUAUAUGCAAUCAAAGAUUUAUUUUUCACACUGCCAAUUUAUUGUUUUUGUAUGUAAACUUGUUACAGUUAUAAUGGACAUACUUAAAAUAUUUGUUUAUUUACGACUUUUUUUAUUCCAAAUAUAAUUUUGUUUGUUACAAGUGGAAGUUGUUUUGUUAUUUAUUGAAUUACUAGUACUUGACAAACUUUGGUCACAUUUUUGUUUAAAAAACAUUAUCAACACCUAAGAUGUCAUUGUGACAAUAUACCAAGUCUUUUUAGCUCAGCUGAGCACAAUAUGCUCAAGUUCAGUUAUUGUGAUGUGAUCAUCAGAUGUCCAGCGUCCUUUGUUGUGCUGUGUGUGGGGCUUUGCAAACCUUUAUCUUUAUCACUCUAGAGGCCACAUUGUUCAUCCAAUCUUGAUGAACCUUGGUCAUAAUAUUUUUCCAGACAAUACACAGGUCGAGUUUCAAUCUUGGUCAUGUGAAUUCUAAAAACAAGGUCACAAGGUAAAAUGUUAGAAAAAUUGUGUUUCCAUUCUCGUAAUAAAUUAAGCUUCUGUAACACGCGAGACAAUUUUUACCUAUAUUGAAUAUAGGAAGAACUCUGGUACUCUUCUUUGUCUGAAAUGUUGUACACAAUACUGGUAAAUCAUUUUACUUUUUUUGUAUUUUAUGUGUAGUAUUGUUAUUCAAGGUUGAAAUUUUAUGCCUCUUUUCAAAGAUAGCAUAUUAUAUAGCAGUGACACAGUCUAUCUGUAGGUCUGUGGGGUAUUUCUUGUCUCAGCCAGGUCAAUUUGGCCAUAUAACAGCUUUAAAAUUCCCGCCUCAGCCAUAACUUUGCCUCAUAUAGAGUAUUAAAAAACAUUUGGCAAUAAAGUAAACCACCAUAAGAGGACAUGUCAUACGUCUUUAUACCUCAAGUUCAAGGUUACAGGUAGUCAAAUAAAGCCUUAAUCACUUUGAAAGUUCACGUCUCUGCCAUCACUUCACCUCAUUUUGAUUGAUUUCAAAAUAACUUGGCACACUAACUUGGCAAACUUGCAGUACAUGAUUGAAUUUUAAGACAACUUACCACAAAUGCCUACCACAAGGAAAUGGAGUCACAAGUAUCACGUAAAAGGUCGUUACUCUUCAAGGUCAAAUCAAGCCUUUACAGUUUGUAGAAGGGAUUCAUGUAUUAUGUAAGCAAGAUUUUGAGACAAAAGUGAAAUGUGAGCGCAUCUGUGCUCUAUGGAUACAUUUCUUGUUUACAUAGGUCUAUACUGUUGCUCUCUAAUUUCCUAAGCAUAUUCCAUCCGGUCAAGUUCAACAAGUGAUGUUUGUGAACUCUUGUUGUUAGGCAAAGAUUUGACAAAGUCUCAAAGCAUCAAUUUUGGUGCUUCCAGUCUGUUUUUAUGUCCUAAAAUUUUGUAAACUCAACAAUAAGGACAGGUAAAGGUUACUGCCAUAGCAUUGGUGGAUUGGGAAUGCUUAAUAGCGUUUCAUUUUUCAGUAUGCAAGUGUUCAAUGAGGAAUAAAGGUACAAAACCGAAUGGUAGAUCAUUAUUAACAAGGCAUAAAAAUAAGCAAAAAUUACAUACCUUUUUCUUUCUUUCUGGAACUUGUGACAAUUUCAAGAUAUUUCUUUCGUACAUUUUUUUUCCAUUCUUUAUUAACAAAUCUUUUUUUCUGGUGGUGGUGUGUUAACCACAUCUUUUGACAUACAUUUCAUGUUUUCAAUAUUUUUUUUCAUAUAAAUAAAUACUGUCUUCAAUCUUUUUUUCCAGUAUUUUUCUUUUGUUUUUUCAUAAAGUUUUCAUGAAAAUACACAUAUUUUGACAUUUUUACAAUUAAAAGCAUUUUAACAGAUAUUGAGUUUGCCUUAACAUUUACAUUUUCAGAACAUUUUAGUACUUUUGAUAAACACAGGUACAGCAAAUAAACAUACAAAUACAGAAUCUGCAUCACUUAAAUUAACUAGCAUUACAACAUGUUUGAAUGAAAUCAUUACAAUGGAAAUGCCUUAAGCAAUCAAACAACAAUAACAUAUUAACCAUCAUUAACACAGUUUAAAAGCACACCAAUCUUGAGCGGAACAAAAUACAAGUUUAAAUGCACAAAAAGCUGUCAAAAUAAGACGUACAUUCACAAUUUUAAUAUCUUCUAUACUAGUAUACAUGUAUAUUUUGCUCAACAUUAUCAUCGAACAUUUGCUAAAAAGUUCAAAGAAACAUU
Molecule: messenger RNA, 4478 nt
Organism: Dreissena polymorpha
Lineage: Eukaryota; Metazoa; Mollusca; Bivalvia; Myida; Dreissenidae
Product: sodium/bile acid cotransporter 7-like
Exons: 11
Coding region: 76-1113 (345 amino acids)
Cellular component (GO): plasma membrane
Source: RefSeq, a predicted model, not a curated record